Molecule: messenger RNA, 2588 nt
Organism: Brienomyrus brachyistius
Lineage: Eukaryota; Metazoa; Chordata; Actinopteri; Osteoglossiformes; Mormyridae
Exons: 2
Coding region: 48-992 (314 amino acids)
Biological process (GO): G protein-coupled receptor signaling pathway
Cellular component (GO): membrane
Molecular function (GO): G protein-coupled receptor activity
Source: RefSeq, a predicted model, not a curated record
CACACACCCAACGUCACUGGGCUGCUGAAGGUGCUGUCUCUGUGAAGAUGUACCUGCCGUCCAAUCAGAGCACUCCAGAGGCUCUCACUGCCCAAGCGUGUCUCAUAGACUUUAACCAAGACGCCAUCUUCCUCUCUGUCUUGUACUCCAUCUUUUUUGUCUUUGGUAUACCACUCAACAUCCUGGCUCUCUACGGCCUCUACAAUUUAAUCAGGUGCGAGAACAUCCUGCCUGUCUUUGUCAUCAACCUGCUGCUUUCCAACCUGCUACAGCUCGCAACCUUGCCGCUGUGGAUAGACUACUACAGAACGGGCCAUUGCUGGAGCUUCGGGCCCAUUGGGUGCCAUGGAGUGACCCUCAUCUUCUACAUCAGCAUCUAUGUGGCCAUCUUCUUCAAGUGCCUGAUUGCGCUGGAGCGCCACCUGGCUAUUGCCUGGCCGCACAAGUUCCAAGCCGUGCAGAAGCUGAGGAGUGUGGUGUGUCUGUCUGUGGGCGUGUGGCUCACUGUGGCAGUGCCCCCGCUGGUAUCUAUAAACACCAUGUUCCACGAACUACAGAACAAACACCUCUGCAAUGAGAAGUAUCCUGCCGACAUGCACGCGAUCAUCUACCGCCUCAUCACCCUAGCCCUGACAUUCGUCCUGCCCUUCUCUUUCAUUUCGAUCCUGCACAUGCAGACCCUCAAGUGCCUGGCGGGUCUUCCUUCUUCCCGGGCCGAGGAGAAGAGACGCAUACGUGCUUUCUUAAGCUUCCUGGUAAUCAUCUUCGUGGUUGUGCUGGGGCCGUACCACCUCAUCGGCUCCAUCAAGUACAUCGGGCUGGUGUUCAAUCCCGGGAACUGCGAGUGGGAGAAGUCCGUGUUCCUGCCGUAUCAAGUGGGCCGAGCUUUGUUGAGCCUGAACACCUUGCUGGACCCGAUCAUGUACAUCUUCCUACGCAAUGACUUCAGGGAGCUGGCGCAGACCCAUCUGUCCUGUCUCAGAAGAUCCUAGUCGGGAACUUUAUGAAAAGUCCUCUAAGAGGAGGACCAGGAACUGCACCCAAGAACGCAGUGCCUCUCUUUAUGGAGCUGCCCCUAUGAUGCUGCUGAUUUUCCUCUGAUAAUCUUGGCCACUCUGGUAUAUUGCAUUUGAAUGUUGGAAGCCAUGUUAGAUACCUGGAUGUUGUGUGCUGAGGCGUUACCUUCUGGGUACAGGCUGGACUUUAUGGACUCAGGAAUGGGGAUGAGGCAGGAAGCGGCUGGACAGUCACCAUGCAACAAAGAGUCAAACAGGAAGUGAGGGCAACUGCAUCAUCGGAUCAAGCAUGGGAAGGAAAUUAACAGUAAGAAGAAGGUUCCAGCAUUAUGGACUUCAUUAAUUUGAUCAUUAUCUGCCUGCGUUUGUUAUCAUGCAUCACAGCAGCAGCACACCUGCUAUAGCCUAGCGGCAAAUUCACACACAUUCAUCAUCGUACUUCCUUGGUUUUUGCAUAACAGUAUGCCUAAUAAAUUUAAUUCAGAGUUCUGAGUUCUGUCACCAGUGCUCUUUACCUGAGUCCCCAAGACCUUUUCCUUAGACCUGUAUUAUGAGGUAAAAAUCUACAACAAUGACUCAAAUUUCUCCAGUUUUUUAUUUGAGAAUUUCAGUUUUUAUAUCACAGAUACGCGUAGAAAUUAAAUUAUGCAGCUAUUUGGAAAAAUAUCACUUUAUAUCUCUCACAAGAAUCUCCAAAUAUGUGUAUGUAACAUUAAAAUGCAUUUUAAAUACAGCAUCUAAGCCACUGCUUCUGCUGACCUUCACCGAUCAUGUAUUGGUAUAAAAUUGCAGUUAUUUGUCACCCAACUUAUUGAUGUUCUAUUAAAAACCUCUCUUUAACAAUUCAAUGGGGAUUUUCAAGAGGAAAAAGAUGCCUGAUGGGUUAAAAAUGAGGCAGCAGGUAUUCCUUCCAAAAUAACAGAAGAGAGCCCUAAGCAGGACUCACCCGUUCACAAGCAGUCCUGUAGCGGGACCAGCUAGAGCAGGACCGCUGUCUGCCAAACGGCCUACGAGCGGUGAGGAGCUCCACGGCCGAUUUCCCUGCGCAGGAGCUGCCGCAGAUGUCGACCAGCAUAGGGAGGGGGGCCCCUAACAUUCAGCAGCCCGCUGCGGCUGUCCUGGACAUUCACAGUACGUGGCUGUGACAGGCCACGCCCAUUUGACAAGACCACUCCUGAGGAGGUGUCGACUUACAAGCCAAUUUUACUUUGUUUCAGACAGGGGGCGCCAGCGAUGACGAUCGUCUAUGGUGCUAUGUGGGCUUAUACUGAUAAAUAAACCCAGUCAUCAAAGGUGAAUGAGAAAAAGGUUUUGAGUGAUAAGUGAAAUGAUCUAUACCUAUGGUUGACCUACUAACAGCUUAAGCUGCAAAAUAAACACAUGAAUGGAGACUAAUUAUCAGAAACAGCCAUGCCUAGGUUAACAAAGAAAAUCAAUGUUAUAAAUCAUAAUGUAACCGCCUAUUGUGAGAGAUUCGCACAUCACAAUUGAUACUCCUUUCAUGACUGAUUGAUGUAUGCUCUUGAUUUUAUGACUGGCGAUGAAAUUAAAUAUCUGUUCAUAUCUUCAAAA